AAUUUAUCACGUGAAUCACGAUUAAAUACUGAUCAUUUCGAAAACCUCCAGAAUAAUAUUUAUAAGUUUGCAAGCAAGGGCAAUAUCAUUUUGUGCGGAGAUUUUAAUGCUAGAAUAGGUGUUGUAGAAGAUUUUGUUGACAAUAAGUUCUUGGAAGAUGAUAAAUAUAUCACUCCAUCAUUAGACCAGCGAUAUUCAAAAGAUCACCAUGCAAGAACAAACGGUGAUUUCCUGGGGCAAUCUACCUGUCAGACCUGUAACGGGGCAAGUGUGGUUGCAUGACUAUGUUGUUAUCUCCAACAGCUUGCUCUCAUUUGUUGUAGGCUUUAAUGUUGAAGAUAUCACUGAAUUUUCUCAUCAUUCAUGUCUGUCCCCCACACUACAGAUUACAUAUCCACAAAACUCAGGUGAUACUUUCGAAUUAACCCCUCAUAUUAAAUCUUUUAUUUGGAAUGAAAGUCAAAAGGAUGCUCUAAGAGAAUGCAUGAGUUCGAACGAAUUUCUUGCAAUGAUGCAAUUCUUGAUUUUGUUGGGUUUUGUUGCAAAUAUUAAUAAAAUGUAG
Messenger RNA from Paramuricea clavata, 562 nucleotides. NCBI's taxonomy places the organism in Eukaryota, Metazoa, Cnidaria, Anthozoa, Malacalcyonacea, Plexauridae. The record is from the annotation of a GenBank genome assembly.